Messenger RNA from Ascochyta rabiei, 846 nucleotides. Its product is annotated as Aminodeoxychorismate lyase. Gene Ontology annotation, molecular function: phosphatidic acid transfer activity. Bases 1 to 846 code for a protein of 281 amino acids. The record is from RefSeq and is a predicted model, not a curated record. NCBI's taxonomy places the organism in Eukaryota, Fungi, Ascomycota, Dothideomycetes, Pleosporales, Didymellaceae. The transcript has a single exon. Gene Ontology annotation, cellular component: mitochondrial intermembrane space. Gene Ontology annotation, biological process: phospholipid transport.
AUGGUCAAGUUCUACUCGUCCCAGGAGACCUACGCCUACUCCUUCCCAGCCGUCACCCUCGCCUACUUCCUGCGCUACCCGAAUCCCUACGCAACCCACGUCCUCUCCACCGACACCAUCGCCCGCUCCUACGACCCAGCCACCCAGCGCCUCACCACCAUCCGCUUGCACCUCAAGCGCUCCAAGCUGCCCGCCGCCGUCCUCCGUCUUCUGCCCAAGUCGCUGCUUGGCGCUUCAGCCACCGGAGACACGCAGACCUACAUCCUCGAAAAGAGUGUCGUAGAUGUCAAGGAGGGAUGGAUGGACACCGAGUCCCGCAAUCUCGAGUGGACGGGCGUGCUGUCUGUCGUCGAGCGCCAAUACUUCAAACGCCCAGAGGUCCCCGACGAGGCCAAGGUGUUCAAGGGCAUGGAGGGCGCCGCCCGCAGGCACGGAUUCCUGUCCUUCAACAAGGAAGGCAAGGGCGUCAAGGUGCAAGACAAUGGCGAGACCACUGAAGUCGUUUCCUCGGUCACCCUUCACUCUCACAUCGGCGAGACCUGGAAGCGGAAGCGCGAGGCCGCCAACGAGGCUGCCUCCACCACCUCGGACGAAGAGCCGCCGAAGAUGGGCUUCUUGAGGAGCUGGGGCACCGCAGCGCUGCAGCGCAACAUUGAGAAGAUUGGCCUGACCCGUGCGCAGCGCAGCCAGCCCAACGCAAGAGAGGGCAUGAAGGUUGUGCUAGAGCGCAUGCGCGAGGGCGGUCUCGUUGGCGUGCUCGAGGGCAUGCGUCAAGACCGCGAAGCCAUCCUUGCCGGACGCUCAUUGUUGGCUCCUCUCGCCAAGCCGCCGAGUGAUGACGAGUGA